AUGCCGCGAAGAAGUACAACUACAAAGAAAUCUGAAACAGGAACUAGAAGGAAGAAAACUCUUGAAGAAUUAGAAUCUUGGAAAGUGAUAGAAUGUCGUUGUUCUUACGUUUCGAUUUUCACAACGAUAAAUUCUCUUACAAAAGAGCAAAAACUUGAAGUUGAUAAAAUGGGAUUCUCAUCCAUGAAGGCUAUUCAAGAUUGGAAAAUUGAUAGGCGGUUAUUCCUCGCACUUUCUAAAGCAUAUAACACAACAACAAGCAAACUGGAAUUAGUGGUGAGGGAUAUCGAUGUGACAACAGACAAAAUUGGGUUAGCUCUAGGAUUACCUUCAAUUGGUAAAAGUUUUCCAGAAGAAGAAGAUUGGACUUCAGAGCAAAAAAGAUUAGUUGCCCCGUUUAAGUCUGUGACAAGUCCAUGGUUACAAGAAGUAUUACAUUCAAGAGAAUGUAAUGUUUCAACAUCUAAAGGGAGAGAUUAUUUUAGGAGAGCAUUUACAAUGUUCAUUAUUAGCUUAUUUUUGGCACCAACAAGUAGCGCUGUCACAUCCCCAAAGCAUUUACGUGCCAUUGUUGAUGUAGAGAAUAUCACAAGAUACAAUUGGGCAAGAUUUGUGCAUGAUGAGCUUAUGAAAGGGGUUCAAAAAUUCAAGGAAAAAAAUACAUUAAGUAUUGAUGGUUGUCUUUAUGUUUUGAUGAUUAUCUAUUACCACAAAGACACAUUCGGAGAUAAGGAAAAUUAUAUGGGGCCUCCACCACCAUGGAUUGCUUAUUGGGAUAAAGAAAAACUUGCAAAGAAGUUGACACAAGAGUCAUCAAAGCAAAGGCCAACGGUUUUUUAUUUAAAGGGAAACUCUCAGGGACCAGCAAAUUUUCUUAUACCUAACCAUCAUUCAGCCAUCAGCGUUUUUAUACUAGGACUGUCUCACGCACUAUCACAAACGGCUUUCUCUCACGCGCUAUCACAAAAGGCUUUCUCUCACGCUCCUCUCCAAGGAACUAGCCGGAGAGCACCGCUAGUCGGAUACGCUCUUCUACGAUUGCAGUUUCGUUGA
Molecule: messenger RNA, 1053 nt
Organism: Arachis ipaensis
Lineage: Eukaryota; Viridiplantae; Streptophyta; Magnoliopsida; Fabales; Fabaceae
Source: RefSeq, a predicted model, not a curated record